Amphimedon queenslandica is the source of this 2440-nucleotide messenger RNA. RefSeq names its product arginine-glutamic acid dipeptide repeats protein-like. The transcript is spliced from 15 exons. Gene Ontology annotation, cellular component: chromatin; transcription regulator complex. Gene Ontology annotation, molecular function: protein dimerization activity; RNA polymerase II cis-regulatory region sequence-specific DNA binding; DNA-binding transcription factor activity, RNA polymerase II-specific. Gene Ontology annotation, biological process: regulation of transcription by RNA polymerase II. Bases 267 to 2114 code for a protein of 615 amino acids. The record is from RefSeq and is a predicted model, not a curated record. NCBI's taxonomy places the organism in Eukaryota, Metazoa, Porifera, Demospongiae, Haplosclerida, Niphatidae.
GGACUGAAAUAAAGGGAAGAGAAUGUUCUGAGUGCCCUCAGUCUUACAGAAGAGGAUAUUAUAAGAUAAGAUAGAGAGAGAGAGGCAAGCAACUUCACAGGAAGACCUACCUGUAUUGGAACAAGCGUGCUGUAUUAUAUAUAAAGUGGACUGCACUCUAACUACAGUUUCUCUGUUUGGCUUCUGCAGUCUUCCUUCACUACCUUCCCUCACUAAAAGUUGCACGACUCGGUAGCUCUUACUAUUCUAGCAGUGACAUUUUUGGAAUGCCCAGGACUUGUGCAGAAGAAUCAACUACCAAGUCUAGUCUAAACACAGGAGAGGUAUCUAAUACAAUUGUACAGCCGGAUUUCAUGGGCGGAGCCUCUGAAUCUAACUCAAGUGAUCUAAAAGGUCAGCAGAAAGUGACUAGUUGUAGAGUUGAGAAGGUUCGUGUGCCUCAGUUACAUUUGAAUACUAAAGAUAUUGCUUCAAAUAAUCAAAUUUCUAUUGUAAAGCCAGAAAAGGACAAAAGAGCAAAGAGCUGCUCAUCAAGCAAAGGUUGGCAGCAGAAGCAAACUACCUCUCCAGUCACUACUCCAGCUUCAGUUGCAUAUCUUGAGUCUCCAGGUACUGUAAAGCCAUUCAAUCCUCCUGUACAGCAAUCACUCCCUGAACCAAGGCUCUAUCACUCAGGAGACUUCUCUUUAUCAUCUGACUUUGGACCAAAUUCUAGCUCCACUUUCUCAUCUCAAACAUUUCUUCCAGUUAUGGAUGGUCAUUUGCCAUGGCCUACUGUUCCUCAUCCCCAAGGGCCUCAAACUCCAGCUCCACCACCCCAUUUUGUGCAACAAGCAAACUUUAGAAUGCCAGUUGGUCCACCUCCUUCUUAUCCUGGCACUACUGGUGAUCCUUUCCACCCUCAGCAAGUUGAUGCUCAACAAAUGGUGCUGCUUCCUCAAGAAUUACAGUAUUAUGAACAUCCAAGCCAGCAGCAGUUGCCUCCAGAGUAUCAGGAUCAUAAUUUCUUAGCUGGUCCCAAUCCCUCUGAUGUACCAGUUGAUGGAUUAUCAAGGCAGUGCAAUAAUGAGUCUAUCCCACCACUCCUGUACCCAUCUGAAGGACCAUGGCAACAGCCUCAAGUCUCUACUGCAUGUCCACCAUUGAGAUCACAGUAUGAUGAAGCCACUCCUCACUGCAUGCAGCCUUCUUCACCUUUCUUUCCCUCUGAUAUAAUAUCUGAAAUACCACCUCACGAGUUGAGAGGGGAAUCUCAUGAUAGCCUCAUAUCUACUCCAAAUUCUAUUGGUGGUACUACAUCCAACAACUUAGUCUCUUCGCAGUCUUCAUCACCUACAACCACUCUAUCAGUAAUGGACUCAAUGGAAGGACCGGAAUCAGUUGGAAGUAAUGGCAAGAAAAUUCGUGGUGGGAGUGGGAAAAGGGCCAGGUCCAUGACAGAUGAUGAGCGCCGUAUGAAAGAAAAGGAAAGACGUAGUGCCAAUAAUCAGAGAGAAAGGAUAAGAGUGAGAGACAUUAAUGAAGCAUUUAAGGAGCUGGGAGACAUCUGUCACCAAUAUCUCCAAUCAGAAAGAGCUCAGACUAAACUAAUGAUACUCCAUCAAGCAGUUGCUGUCAUUAACAGCUUAGAAGUACAAGUAAAAGAUCGGAAUCUCAAUCCCAAGGCUGCUUGCUUAAAGAGGAGGGAAGAAGAGAAGGCACUACGUUUGAAUGCUCUUCCAAUGGAUCCCUUGGGAACAAGUCUUGACCAAUUAAACUCACCAAACUAUCUCACUUCUAAUAGUUUACUCACAACUUCCUCAGCGAUGCCAUCAGUUUGUUACAACACAACAUCUCCAACCCUACCUCCUAAUAGUAGUUCUUCAGUCCACUCACGUCCCUUAGUCUACACUCCCUCUCCUCCUUCAAUUGCUUCCACUGACAAAAUACCACGAAGAAGUGACCAACCAAUGAAACGUAGGAGCAGUGGAAACUUAAGCCCAACUUUACGCAAGAGUAAAGGUCGUAAUUUACCAAUCCCUAACAAUCUGGUCGUUAACAGUUCUGAUGUAACAGGUGUUCUUGAUCCAUCCUCUUCCUCAGCUUAUCCAGCAUCAAUGACAACUUCGUCUUGAUUAAAGAGGGAGUGAUGGAGGCACAGACUACUCUAGUAUGUGUGUUUUGGUCUAGUACAUGAUAAUGUUUUCAUAAAUCUUUUAUUCUGUCACCACAAACAUUAAUACACCAAAAAUUAUAUUAUUUUUUUUGAGCACAAAACACAUCAUUUCCUCAAUUCACCAACAUUACAACACUCUUUGUAAUAAACUGUAUUGAUACUUUUGUAUUACUAGUGUAGUCUUUUUUUCAAUUAAAUUCUGCAGUCUAGACUUUACUUUUGUAUUUUUUAUGUUUUGUAAUUAUUAUUUUGUGAUCACUUCAAUCAUUAAAUUCAAUUUGUCAG